This is a messenger RNA of Vigna angularis (adzuki bean), 1094 nucleotides long. RefSeq names its product two-component response regulator ORR9. The record is from RefSeq and is a predicted model, not a curated record. Bases 313 to 876 code for a protein of 187 amino acids. The transcript is spliced from 5 exons. NCBI's taxonomy places the organism in Eukaryota, Viridiplantae, Streptophyta, Magnoliopsida, Fabales, Fabaceae. Gene Ontology annotation, biological process: cytokinin-activated signaling pathway; phosphorelay signal transduction system.
AGUCAGAUUUUGAUGUGUUUGGUACAAUAACAGCACUUUCUUUGCUUGUUUUUCAAUUCAAAAAUCAACCCAAAAGAUCCGCCAGAUUCUUGAUGAAAUCUGUCGGAUCUUGCUUUCCAAACUGUCAGAUUUCCUUCGUGGAUUUUCUAUCUUCUUGACCAUGAUGUGCCCCCUUUUAAAAUCUCUGCAUGCCACCCUCUUUCAUCACAUUUCAGCACUCUUUUCAUCUUUUUCCCUUCUUCUUUUCUUCUUAUUCUUCUUAUUCUUCUCCUGUUUUCGCCUGCAACUGCACACAUCGUUAUCAUAAUAAUCAUGGGUAUGGCUGCAGAGGCACAGUUUCAUGUUUUGGCUGUUGAUGAUAGCCUUAUCGACAGAAUGUUGAUUGAGAGACUCCUCAAAACCUCUUCUUUUCAUGUUACUGCUGUGGAUUCUGGUAGUAAGGCUUUGAGGUUUCUUGGUUUGGUUGAAGAUGAGAAGAGAACUGAAGAGCCUCCCACCAUUGCUUUACAAGCCAAUCAGGAUGUAGAAGUAAACCUGAUCAUAACUGAUUACUGUAUGCCAGAAAUGACAGGAUAUGAUCUGCUGAGAAAAAUCAAGGAAUCUAAAUCUCUUAAAGACAUACCAGUGGUGAUUAUGUCCUCAGAGAAUGUUCCAUCAAGGAUCAACAGAUGCCUAGAAGAUGGAGCUGAUGAAUUCUUUUUGAAACCAGUUCAACAGUCAGAUGUGAACAGGCUGAGACCUCAUCUGAUGAAAUCAAAAGUUAAGGAUGAAGAAGAGGAACAGAUCAAUAACAAAAGGAAGGAAACAGAAGAAGAAGAAGAGCAUUCCCCAGAUAAAACCAGGACAAAAAUGGAGCCUCAAAAAGUGGUUAAUUGAAGUUAAAAACUUGAUGAAACAUCAUAGAUUGUACCUAAAACAUUUACCUCUCCUCUGCCUCACCAGCUAACAAGUGAGAAGAGUAGAUCGCACCUCAAUCAUACUAAAGAAAUCUCUAGUAUAGCACCUGACAAAACAGAUUUCAUUUUUCAUUCAAUUUUCUGACACAUAAUUUAUACUUUUUCUCUUAUAUCUCCAAUUCACCACAAGAUUUCUUU